UCGUUUCACGUGCCAUCUCUUAAAUUAUCUUUCAGAUUAUGUCAUAACUACAGGAUAAACGAGCAGUGAUGGAAUCACUGGAUACCGAGGUGAAAGCACGGAAGACUCUGGGGACUGUUGAGUAUGUGGAGUCUUCAGGCUUCACCCAGGGAAUACUGCCGACAAAGAAGGAUGUGGUGCAGAACAUGCUGUAUCUGCUGCAGCCCAAAAGAGCUGGCCAGGCCCAGCGCUCCAAAGAGGAUGCAGCCCACUUGCUUGCUGAGCACCUGCAAGAGCACUGGUUGGUUUGCAACUUGCACACCAUCGGAACACAAAAUAUAAAGAAACUUAUCCUCAAAAUGUACGAGGAAUUUACCCGAUUGUAUCAGACCCGAAAGCAGAGGCAGAACCAGGCUUUUACAGAGAGAGCAGACAAAUUCAACGAGAGUUCGGAGAAGCUCUUUGACAUAUUUUGUACAGACACGCAGACAAGAAAUAAACUGGAGGAAUACAGUGGAAUAAAAAUGACUGGCAUCGAAUGGAAAUUUCUUGAAGAUCAAAGAAGUGAAAGGAAGAUGUACUAUGAAGAUUUCACAGACAAGCAGGAACUGAAGAUGAUGGAAAGAAGGCAAAAGAUACAAUGUCUGGAGCACUUCAGGAAGCUCGCCAGGGAGGAGAAGGAAGGAAACAAAUCAAAGGAAAUGACAUAUAAAAGUGAUGAGCAAUCGGAUGAAGGCACAAGCGUGGAUGAAUCCUAUCUAGCCGAGGAAGAGAACGGAGGGGCUCCUGCCUUUUCGCUGAGGGGCAGAAGAAAGCGCCGCUGCACUGCCUGGUCGACCGGUGCCACGACUCCUGCCAGCGAUGCCAUGCCCCUGGAGUGCCAGCAUAUACGGAUGAGCAUCAGGAGAGUUAGGCCUGGGUUCUACGAGACUGUGGACAAGGUCGAAAACUGCUAGUGUAUGCUGUGGUCAGCAAGCAGAGCUGCUGGAGUACAAGGUGGCAGUACACACGUUAGGCAAGUUUGAAAUCCCACAAUCAAAGCGAGUGUCGCAGAUCCCCAGCCAGAGCUCAGGAACAUCCUGCCUCCGGGGAAGGGUGCUGGGACGACAACAACAGUGACAAGGACUAAACCACGUGGACUUGGAAGGAUAAGUAGUCGGCGACUAAUGACACGAAGAUUCAAACGUAGCAGAUGAUGUAAGGUUAUGUAGCACAUGAGCCUCUUCCAAGGUCCUGUCUACAUCGGUGGGUUUUUGGAAGUCUCUCACCAUUUCUGAGCCAGUGGUGGCCUAACAGGACUGAUUUACUGCAGGGAAAUAACUUGGACUUGUUGCUAAUACAAAAUGAAUGUGCUGAAGAGCCCUUGCUCCUGCCGGUUUCGGUGGGAAGGAGAGGUCUUCAGCCCCUUUCAGUAGAAUUUGGUGUUUAUGUGAGGAAGGAAGCUAGUUUCCACGUUGCGUUACCCGGUCCUAGAGAGGCGUCCUGUCAUGUCGUGGAGGGAUUGCUCUUCUGCUUGGGGAGGGAGAGAGGGAUCAGGAGACAUUUAAGUGCUUUGGCUGUAAAAGUAGUGGUGGUUCUGGAUACUUUAUUCUGGACUCUAUUUUAACGAUGUUUCCUUGAUCAGGAUAAACCUUCCUGUAGCUGGAUGAGUUUUAAUACAAAGUCCCUAAUGUAGCCACUGAGGUAUGAAUCCUAAACGAAUUGGCAUAGUCUUAUCUUCCCAGGGAGGGGGAGUGGUGUGAAGAUAGAGGGAAGGAUGCAAAUUGCAUCAUUCAGUUUAAAGUGGGAAGAGUUUUAGAAGCCGUUACGUUAUCCUGUUGUCUUAGGAUAUAGGGAAGAAAAAAACUUUCCUGUGUGUAGCUGUGGGAUUUGCAGCAAAAGGCAUCGAAGUCUGGGCUUGCUUUUCCUCCCCCUGUAGGUACGUGCAGACCAGUGGGGUGGAAGUGGUACUUUUCCACCAAGAGCUUGUGUGAAAAAGGUAUAAUCCUCUUGCCCACACAUAUCCUCAACAGUGACAUGUCUGUGAUUUUAGAUACAUGCAGUACAAGGGUAUCUGCCGUUCUUAGUUAGGGUUGCUUUACUGGUUUUUAAAGAUGAGAGAGUUGAACUUUGUACAGGAACCCAGCGCUGGAGAUCUCCCUGGUGAGAUUCGCAGAGCUUGCCAGAUGACAUUUAACAACACAAAGUGAAGUCUCGGUUUGUCCACAGAAAUACUCCGGUAGAAAGAGCUCAAACUUGCCUGGUUUUCAAAUUUACCUUUCAGUGUGAACGUUGAUUUCCCCACUCCAGCAUCUCAGCUUUUCCCCGUUUCUUUCCUAGAUGUCCUGCAUAUCAUUUUACUGACAUUAACUCGUGCUGUUUCAUUCUUUAGCUUUUGCUUCCUUUAACAAUAAAUGCAUGUACAAAUAAUUUUGACAGCUCCUGUUACUUUGAUGAAUCAGUUCUUGGACUGCUUUGAAGUCCUAUGCCAAAGGAGGAAUGAAACGCCAGUUAGCCGCUGUUCCAAUUCAGAUGCAGCAGAGCCAGGCAAAGCCCAGGCAGCAGCAGCAGCAGCCCUGGCCGUGCUGCGCAGUCAGGCUGCAGCGUAUAUCCGCUGUCCCUCUGAGGACGGAUCUGUCCGGCUCUGAGUGAUACGUCGGCUUCCCAGUGAACUUGUUCUUUAUUAAUUGCCAGGAUCCUUAUUCUGUGUCUCUGAGAAGUUCCUCUUGGUAAGUGGCUCCAGAAUAUCCAGUGAGCGCAGUGCAUUCCACGUCACUGCUAGUGUCGUUACAGGUUUAUUUGCACGAGCCCGCGUUCUGCAACACCCUUCAGCCUCCUCUGCUUGAGAGAUCGCAGCCCUCUCUCUCCUCUCUGACGUGCUUCACUGACUUCCCCAUGCAAAUGAUGUCACGUUUAAACUAUUUGCCUUCCAGCCCUGAGGUGCUGGACUCUAGCCUCUCACUGGGCUUUUACACCAGCAGCUCUGUUUCAGCAGGGAAUAUAGCCAAGCUCGGACCUCGCAGAAAUAGAUGUUUUUGUAAUAACUGCUGUAAAACUCCCUUUGUAUUAAAAAUAUAGAUGAAGUAUAAGUGCUAGCGUCUAAAGUAAAUCCGACAGGGUUGAAUUGAGUAUGGAACACAGCUGUAUAGCGCUUUAUGAUUUUCAGGGAUUCAGGGAAUUUAAGGUUGUCGAAUCUGACUUCCUGUAUACCACAGGGAAUUACAUUUCAUUCAGAAGCCCCAUACUCAGCCUACUGGUUUCAGUUUAACUGAUGUGUCUUGCAGAAAGUUGAGCUGAAGGCGUCAGAAGCCUGCUGUCUUCCUCAGUUACAUACUUAAUCAUUUGCUGUUUAAUAAUUACGACCAUCCUAUAGGCUGUGAUUCUUUUCAUGACAUCGUGUACAGGCUGAGCAGUGUUUAUUGCAUUUAAUUCAUGUUUGUUUUUUAACUGGGUUUGACUGUGGAAAGAGCCAAAGCCUGGCUCUGUUUCUGCUGCAACAGGGGGAAGAUUUCUAUAAAGAUGUAUUCUGAUUACUCUUCUUUGGGACCAUGGUGCCUUUUUAAUCAGGACAGUAAAUCUUGUCCCAGAUUCUGUACUUUUGUACGUUAACAGUUGUUGACUUUCCUUUUUUGGUGUGUCCCAAAUAAAUUAAUAUAACAUA
Molecule: messenger RNA, 3619 nt
Organism: Oxyura jamaicensis (ruddy duck)
Lineage: Eukaryota; Metazoa; Chordata; Aves; Anseriformes; Anatidae
Exons: 1
Coding region: 69-935 (288 amino acids)
Source: RefSeq, a predicted model, not a curated record